Messenger RNA from Anthostomella pinea, 429 nucleotides. NCBI's taxonomy places the organism in Eukaryota, Fungi, Ascomycota, Sordariomycetes, Xylariales, Xylariaceae. The record is from the annotation of a GenBank genome assembly.
AUGGCCGGCGGAAAAGGCAAAUCUUCAGGCGGAAAGAGUUCGGGUGGAAAGACUUCGGCCGAGGGUCCUAAGAAGCAGCAGAGCCAUUCUCAGCGCGCUGGCCUCCAGUUCCCUUGUGGUCGUGUGAAGCGUUUCUUGAAGCAGAACACCCAGAACAAGAUGCGAGUGGGCGCCAAGGCUGCCGUGUAUGUCACCGCUGUCCUCGAGUAUCUGACGGCCGAAGUCCUCGAGCUUGCAGGAAACGCGGCGAAAGACCUCAAGGUCAAGCGCAUCACUCCUCGUCAUCUCCAGCUCGCUAUCCGUGGAGACGAAGAACUGGACACGUUGAUUCGCGCCACCAUCGCCUUUGGUGGUGUCCUACCCCACAUCAACCGAGCUCUGUUACUCAAGGUCGAACAGAAGAAGAAGAGCAAGGCGAUCGAGGCAUAA